UCUAUCAAGAUGGCAGCGGUGUGAUAUGUGUGUUUACGUUGCGCUGCAUAUUGGCAGAGUUUGCAACCAUUUGUCAGGUAUUAAGUUAUCUUAGUGAAAACAUGGCAGAAACUCAAACCCCCGUUGAAGAGCGAAAGGUCACGAUGAAGUCGACAAAUACUGACCCAAUAGUAACAACUCUAGUGAGACAAUUGAUAAAUGAGCUGGAAUUGAGAACUGACACUACCAAAGAGGCAACAGUCACGGAAUUAAAAUUGCGAUUGAUCAAAUCAAAACAAAGGAAAUUGCGAUUUUUCAAAAACGCGCUAGAUCUGAAAGACGUCUUCAAAGCCUUGGCGGAGAAUCACGAAUGUAUUUUAAAAGCAUUGGAAUGUUUUUGUAUCAAUUUUAUUCAAAUAAAUCGCCAAGCUACCAGUAUCAUUUUGAGGUAUUGUGAAGAUAUCAAGACGGUUGUGAACGUACACAAAAUCGUCACCAGUAACAAGGGAGGUGUGCUUUCAAGAAUAACACAUACAACUGACCUGUCAGAGGGGGACUACCAAUCUGGCUACCUGACAAUCAGGAACUAUCAAGAACGAAAUGAUAGUUUCCAGAUGUAUGUAUCAACAAAUGGGCAAGACAUCGAUUCCAUGACUGCAGCGGGGUUUUACGCUACAAGCGAUGGAAAUGAAAUACAAUGCAUCCAUUGUGAUGAAGUCAACAACAACUGGAAACCUGGAGAUAACCCUUUUAUCAUUCACGGACCCGGUGAUGCAUCCUGUCCUAAUAUAAGGACGUCAAAAAGACAGGAAUCAAUAACAAGUGAUGCUGCAUUGUUCAGACCUACUGCCAAACACAAAAUUAAAAUGGACCAUUCAAGAAUGAAAAAGAGACAAAAGCGAAUGAAACAACCACCUGUCACAAAGCAUCUUGUCAGAGUAAAGAAAGUCAGGCCGAUAGCUGCCAAACCAAAACACUCCAAACAGUCCUUACCAUUUUUGAGGAAGAGGAAAUGGACCCACAGAAGCAGCAUAAAAGGAAGUAUAGAUAUCCCGCUGUUUGAAACGAAGCAUGCCAAACAUGAUAACAACAUGAAAGAACAGUCUCGGACUUCAGAGUGCACCUCGCAGGAUGACAGGAAGUCAAUCCCGUCAAGUACAGUUUCUUCCAAGAAUGCGAAUGCAUAUACAAUGUCUAAUGGUAUGGUUGUAGAUGAUGGAACCAGUGAAGUGAAACCUAAAAACAACAUGUCAUCAACCGAAGAGACGUGUGACCAACCAUUCAAUAUUACAACAUCGUCAGAAGACAACGAUAGUGAAGCGAUACAAAAUAAAGAAAUAAGUGAAAACGUUUCACAUGCUAUUGUCAAUCCAAGAUAUAAAGAGCAGGUAGCACGCUGGCAAACUUACAGCAAUUGGACAUCGUCCCUCAAUAUUGAUCAUUUAGUGAAAGCGGGUUUCUUUUAUACAGGUGAUGACGAUAUUGUGCGAUGCUUCAACUGUGAUAUCGGUUUAGCGGAAUGGGACAGAGAAGAUGACCCAUGGAUAGAGCACGCUCGUCACAUCCCUGAAUGUUCUUUUCUCAAAGAGAAAAAGGGCGAGGAAUACAUAGGCGACGUCCAAAAACAAUGGUCGAAGAUAUAUUCACCGAAGUACCCUCAAUUUAUUGAAAUGUUUGCCAGAAUUGAAACAUUUGAUUCCUCCUGGUCACAACGGGAUGUACGUCAAUCACCAGAACAACUAGCUACGGCUGGUUUCUUUUACACAGGUGAAGUCGACUGCGUUUGCUGUCACUACUGUGAUGGAGUUCUAAGGGAGUGGGAGCCAACAGAUAACCCGUGGGUCGAACACGCCCGCUGGUUUCCGUUUUGCAAAUUUCUUCUGAAGAUAAAGGGUAUCGAUUUCAUCGAAGAUGCAAUUGACAAUUCUAAUUCUGAAGGAGAUGACUUCGGAGGCGACCUGAUGUCUUCCCCAGCAAAGGAAAUAGGCUCAAUCUUUGGCCGAAUCUGUGACUGGGAAGACAGAACAAGAGAUGAUAUGAUGGGAACUGGUGAUAUCAAAACUUCUUCAGACACCCCCAAUGAUUUCAUGGAUGACAAUGACGAGAAGGCUGAUUCAUCCAUCAACCAGGUUCAAAAACAUGAUCUCAACAUUCCCCUAGUGACAAAGGAAUCUACAGAUACCGAAGUGUCAGUCUUCGUGGAUAAUCAGGACAUUAGUGACAAAGACAAUGAGAACCUACAAAUUCUGGAUACUUUACAACGCGAGAAUGCACGUCUGAAAGAAAGAUCGAGGUGCAAGAUUUGUUUUGAAGAGGAGGUAUAUUCAGUAUUUCUUCCAUGCGGGCAUGUUAUUGCCUGUCGUAAAUGUGGUGAAAAUGUUACUGAAUGUCCGAAAUGUAACGCGACUGUAAAUGGUCGAUCGAAAGUCCGUUUGUGAUAAUGAAUGGUUUGAUCGUCACGAGCCAUAGACAAUUUGAAAGUGCAUUUUAUUGUUUUGGACAAGCUUCAGCAUGUCAUCAUCGUAAAUAUCUUGCCUAUGCAAGUGCAUCUAUAUCAAAACUAGAACAAUACAAAUGAUAGCAAGGACGGAGUUACACAAAAUUUGCAUGAGUGCGUAUGCAUUUCUAAACCAUUUGAUAAAAAAAGUAAACUGCCAAUACAUAAUAUAGGUCAGCUGAAAGGCCAAUAUGACAUAUAGGGGGCAUGUAACCUGUAGAUGUCAUAAAUUGAUAAAGCAUCCAGUUUACUGAGACAAAAACUGCAAUGUGUGCAUAAGUAAUGUGUAAAUACCGACGUUAGCAAAGUGUUUGUAUUGUUGUAGGUAUGGGGAAUAUGGUUACAUAUUAAUGUUUGCAUAUAAGCUGUGUAACUUGCAUUAAGUUGUUUGAAAACUGCAUGGUUGACUUUUUUGUCAGUUGCUGAGUAAAAGAUAUCUUAAUAUUUGUUUAUGUACAAUGUUGUUUACUCUCAAUAUUAAAUUGUUUGUAAAAGCGCUGCAAACUGCCAUACUCAUUGGUAUGUCUGGGAGUAUGCAUAAGAAUAAGUUACUGCCCAUUUAUGAUUGAUAUUAUUUCCUAGAUCUUUUAACUAUAUUAACAUCUACACGUGUUUUAAGGCCAUUUUAUAAACAUUUCUUUUAUUCACAAAAGUUUUACAGGUUUAUCACAUAACUUUGAGUUUGUCAUUUAAGCUGAAAAAUUGCCUUAGGACAGUCCAAUAUUUAACAUGAAAGGCAGUUUGAGGCUUAUAUCUUACUUAAAAGUAUCAUUCCUUGUGCUUAGACAGUAUCAGUAUCUGUUGAGUAUGUGCAGCCAUGUUUAAUCACGAAGACAAUUAAAACAAUAUAUUGAUAAAAAUAUUAAA
This is a messenger RNA of Pecten maximus, 3343 nucleotides long. RefSeq lists its product as uncharacterized. Lineage: Eukaryota; Metazoa; Mollusca; Bivalvia; Pectinida; Pectinidae. The transcript has 15 exons. The coding region runs from base 102 to 2417 and encodes 771 amino acids. Gene Ontology annotation, cellular component: cytoplasm; nucleus. The record is from RefSeq and is a predicted model, not a curated record.